AUGUCCGACGUUACAGAGCAGACUGCGCCUGUCGUGGACAAGGCCGCUGCCACAUCCAACGAGUCGCUCGCACCUCCUGCUGACGAUGUCGCCAACGUUACUGAAAAAGUAGAGUCUGCUACUAUCACACCUGCUAUCGGCACUCCCAGCGUCGGCACCCCCAACACCGACUUUCUCAUUGCGAACGACCAAGACCCCAACAGUAAGAAGGUUACUCUUGCUGACCUGUCCGCGAAGGGCGCUGCUUUGUACGCCCGCAAGAGCUACGAGGAGGCCGCCGAGGUGUUCUCCCGAGCCAGCAUCCUCCAAGCUGAGCUCAAUGGUGAGACGUCACCCGACAAUGCCGAAAUCCUCUUCCACUAUGGUCGCAGCCUGUUCAAGGUUGGUCAAAGUAAAAGCGAUGUUCUCGGAGGCACUGCCGCCCCCGAGAAGAAGAAGGAGAGUGCCGAGACCAAGCCCAAGAAGUCCGCCCAAGCCGAAACCGAGAAGGUGACACAAGAAGGCGUUGGCAUCGUCGCCGAGCAAAAGGAAGGAGAAAAGAAGCCAGAAGACAUCAAGGGAGAUAAGAAGGCCCUGUUCCAGUUCACUGGCGACGAGAACUUUGAUGAGUCAGACGAAGAAGAGAAUGCCGAAGGCGACGAGGAUGAGGAAGAAGACGACGAUUUGGCUACCGCUUUUGAGAUUCUCGACCUUGCUCGGGUGUGUUACCUGAAGCGACUUGAAGCACUCGAGAAAGAGGAGCAGGAGGAGAGUGGCAAAGGCAAGGAGGCCGCAGAGGGCGAUUCACCCGUCAUGCGACAUGUGAAGGAGCGUCUCGCUGACACUCAUGAUGCCCUCUCUGAGAUCUCCCUCGAGAAUGAACGCUAUCCCAAUGCCAUCGAAGACGGCCGAACAUCACUCAAGUACAAGCUUGAGCUGUACCCUGAGGAGUCUGAGAUUAUCGCCGAAGCUCAUUUCAAGCUUUCUUUGGCUCUGGAAUUUGCUUCAGUCACCACACCCGGUGACGAUGGCGCGAACGCUAAACGAGAGGAGAUGGACCAAGGUCUGCGUGACGAAGCCAUCAAGGAGAUGGAACUGGCCAUCAAGAGUUCCAAGCUCAAGCUCCAGAAUAAGGAGGUAGAGCUAGCUACAAUGGCUUCUCCCGAGGACAACGAAUUGGCGCGAAAGUCAAUACAGGAGAUGAAGGAAGUCAUUGGUGAUAUGGAGCAACGUCUUGUCGACCUGCGCAAUGACCCUGUCGACACUAAGGAUAUUCUUGGCGCCGAUGCAUCCAUCGGUGGCAUUCUCGGUGCUGCCAUUGGCGAGUCCGCCGCUGAGACCAAGGCCCGGGUCGAGGAGGCCAAAAAGACUGCUACCGACCUCAGCGGAUUGGUCCGCAAGAAGAACAAGGAGGAGACUGCCACAGAAGCUGCCCCCGAGCCCGCACCGGAAGCUGAGGCUAACGGUAAGCGAAAGGCCGAGGAGCCCGCUGAAGAUGCUGAGGCGAAGAAGACCAAGGUGGAAGCCUAG
This is a messenger RNA of Fusarium pseudograminearum CS3096, 1509 nucleotides long. RefSeq lists its product as uncharacterized. Bases 1 to 1509 code for a protein of 502 amino acids. The record is from RefSeq and is a predicted model, not a curated record. Lineage: Eukaryota; Fungi; Ascomycota; Sordariomycetes; Hypocreales; Nectriaceae. Gene Ontology annotation, biological process: DNA replication-dependent chromatin assembly; CENP-A containing chromatin assembly. Gene Ontology annotation, cellular component: nucleoplasm. The transcript is spliced from 4 exons. Gene Ontology annotation, molecular function: histone binding.